Messenger RNA from Williopsis jadinii, 1441 nucleotides. RefSeq names its product putative mannan endo-1,6-alpha-mannosidase (gene DCW1). NCBI's taxonomy places the organism in Eukaryota, Fungi, Ascomycota, Saccharomycetes, Phaffomycetales, Wickerhamomycetaceae. Gene Ontology annotation, biological process: carbohydrate catabolic process; fungal-type cell wall biogenesis; budding cell bud growth. Gene Ontology annotation, molecular function: mannan endo-1,6-alpha-mannosidase activity. The record is from RefSeq and is a predicted model, not a curated record. The transcript has 2 exons. Bases 152 to 1441 code for a protein of 429 amino acids.
CUUGGCUCAGCCCAAAGGCCUCCAAAGUUAGUGAAAUUCAUCACCAAAAGUCCCUUCUUAGGCUUAUUUAUCUUACCUUUGCAUACUUGCACAGUCGCCAACGAAGCUUUUUGCAUUACACAACCAGCCAGGCUUCCCAGGACAGACAGUUAUGAAGCCAUCAAGCCGUUUUCUGCUGGAGAGUUUGAAGAACGUUACGUCGUUGAUCGCAGAUGGUCUAAUGGACUACUACACAGGUGAUCAGUACGGUCAAACCAUCGGUAUGUUCUCGAACCCGUACUACUGGUGGGAGGCUGGCGGUGCCUGGGGCUCCAUGAUCGACUACUGGUACUAUAUGGAAAACGACACAUACUUGAACCAAACGUACGAGGCACUCUUAGCACAGGUUGGCGAUGAUUGGAACUACGUGCCGUUGAACCAGUCCACGACAGAAGGUAACGAUGAUCAAGGGUUCUGGGGCAUUGCAGUCAUGGCUGCUGCCGAGAGAAACUUUCCAAAUCCUCCAGAUGACCAGCCACAGUGGUUAUAUCUAGCACAGGCGGUGUUCAAUACAAUGGCAUUGAGAUGGGACCCAGAUCACUGUGGAGGUGGUCUAAGAUGGCAGAUCUUUGAAUGGAACUCUGGUUAUGACUACAAGAACUCCGUUUCCAACGGCUGUCUCUUCCACAUUGGUGCCAGAUUGGCCAGAUACACCGGGAACACUUCAUACGUUGACUGGUGUGACAAGGUGCACGAUUGGAUGUACGACACAGGUCUCAUCCAUGAGAGCGACUGGUACUUUGUCUAUGAUGGUGCGAACAUUGACGAUAACUGUACGGAGAUCACAAAGCUCCAGUGGACUUAUAACCAAGGUCUCAUGAUGUCAGGCUCUGCUUACUUGUACAACUUCACUGAGGAGGAGAAGUGGAGAACAAGAACACUCGACUAUUUGAGAAGCUCCACGGUAUUCUUCAACGACUCGGUUCUCUAUGAAGCUGCGUGUCAAGGCAGUAACAACUGUAAUAACGAUCAAAGAUCGUUCAAGGCUUAUUUCUCUAGAUUCUUGGGCUUGACCGCAUAUAUGGUUCCAGAGACUUAUGACGACAUCUACAGCUUGCUGGACGCCUCUGCAAGAGCAGCCUCCAACUCGUGCUCUGGUGGUACAGAUGGCCACACGUGUGGACUCAACUGGUGGUAUUCAGGCUGGGACGGGUACUAUGGACUGGGUGAACAGAUGUCUGCUCUUGAAGUGAUGCAAAAUUUGAGAAUUAGGGACAGACCUGCUCCAUGUACUAACUCCACCUGUGGUACGUCACAAGGUGAUGGUGCUGCUGGUACGCAACAGAGUCAAACCAAUCUAAGUCCACUGACAAUUGACAAGGGUGAUGAAGCUGGUGCUGCAAUCAUCACCGUUGUUGUCGGUGCGACAAUUGUCGGAGCAUUUGCUUGGACUGUGCUAUGA